AUGCCUGUAAUAUGUGCUGGAUGUCACAUGAAAAUUCCAAACAGAAAAUUCAUUGCCUGCUAUCACUGCAAAUCUACAUAUGACUUGCAGUGCGGUAAUAUCACAGAUAAAAAGUUUAACUUGAUGACCGCUGAAACCAGAGCCACUUGGAAGUGUCACAACUGCCGCAACAAUCAAUCCAAAAUUAUGGACAUUCCUACACCUGUACGCAACGGGCAAACUGCAAUAACGAGCACACACUAUUCAUCUAACUCCCUGUAUAACACUUCUGAUAUUAAAAAUACAUCCAAAACUAAAAACUCCACGCCGCAGGAACACCACAACUCACCUCCUGGAAGCAUUUAUGUGACCGAGGAUGCCAUGAGAGACUUAUUCGACCAUUUUAAGACCGACAUUUGCAAAAUUAUCAAACAAACCGUCACUGAAGUUGUUGUAAGUAAGUUCAUUGACAUAUCCCAGCAGAUUAACGAAUUUAAAGAAUCCUUGUCUUUCUUCAACGAUAAGUUCGAGUCGGUUAUGACCAAUUUACGAGAGAGUACUGCAACUAUUGAUAGAUUACAAUCUGACAAUGCUGAAUUAAAAUCAACCGUCAAAGAUCUCUCAGUCAGAUUAAAUUUAGCUGAACAGCACCUUCGCGAUAGUAAUGUGGAACUGCAUGGCAUUCCGGAACACCGUGGGGAGAAUUUAGUUAACUGCCUCACUCAGCUGUGCACUACAGUAGGCGCUGCUGUUACUGAAAACGAUUUUACGCAAGUCACCCGCGUAGCCAAAUUGGACAAAGAUAGUACAAGACCCCGAACAGUCAUCGCCAAACUCCGUACUCCACGUCAGCGUGACAUUCUACUAGCUGCGGUUUAUAAUUUCAACAAGAAGAAUCCAGAAAGUAAACUAAAUUCCCAAAAUUUAGGCAUCGGUGGCAAAAUUUUUCCAGUGUUUGUAGCUGAGCAUCUUACACCAUCUAACAAAUCUCUACAUGCUGAAGCAAGAAAAAAAGCUAAAGAGUCAAAUUAUAAAUAUGUAUGGGUCAGGAAUGGUCGCAUUUAUGUUCGUAAGGACGAUACAUGUCAGGCGUUGCUUAUUCGUAGCACUGAAAGCAUAAAGCUUAUAAAGUAA
Manduca sexta (tobacco hornworm) is the source of this 1113-nucleotide messenger RNA. RefSeq lists its product as uncharacterized. The coding region runs from base 1 to 1113 and encodes 370 amino acids. The record is from RefSeq and is a predicted model, not a curated record. The transcript has a single exon. Lineage: Eukaryota; Metazoa; Arthropoda; Insecta; Lepidoptera; Sphingidae.